UCUCGAACCCGUGAAGCUCUGCUCAUGUCCGAGCCCACCGCACUACGGCUCCCGGCGUGCUGCGCGGGUGGGCGGGGCCGCAGCAACGUUCUCAACGCAGCCAGUAGGAGCGCCCCGGGGCGGUGAGGUCACUGCGGGUGACGUCAGGGGUCCAGAGAGAGGCUCCGGCAGAGGCGGCCGGAGUGGGGCUCGCUGCUGAGGGAGCGGAGCGAGAGCGGCGGCCGUGGGGGGGGAGCACCGGGGCGGCACCGCCACCGGAGGAGGGAGAAGAAGAAAGCGGAGGCAGCACCGGCAGCGACAACAGAGGCGGCGGCGGGGGAGGAUCCCAGCAGCUCGGAGCCUCGGCGGCCCCCCGCUCCCCUCGGUACUGGGUUUUUCCCCCCCACCUCGGUCCGCGGCCGUAGCGGCGGCGCUGACAGCCCGCCCGGAGCACCGGGGGCGGCCGCGGCCACCAUGUCCUCCCCCAGCCCGGGCAAGAGGCGGAUGGACACCGACGUGGUCAAGCUUAUUGAGAGCAAACACGAGGUCACAAUCCUAGGAGGACUCAAUGAAUUCGUUGUCAAGUUUUAUGGACCACAAGGAACACCAUAUGAAGGUGGAGUAUGGAAAGUUAGAGUCGACCUUCCUGAUAAAUACCCCUUCAAAUCCCCAUCUAUAGGAUUCAUGAAUAAAAUUUUCCAUCCCAACAUCGACGAAGCGUCAGGAACUGUAUGUCUAGAUGUAAUCAAUCAGACUUGGACAGCUCUCUACGAUCUCACCAAUAUAUUUGAAUCGUUCCUGCCCCAGCUGCUGGCCUAUCCCAACCCUAUAGAUCCUCUAAAUGGUGACGCUGCAGCCAUGUACCUCCACCGACCAGAAGAGUACAAACAGAAAAUUAAAGAGUACAUUCAGAAAUAUGCAACAGAAGAAGCACUAAAAGAGCAGGAAGAAGGCACCGGCGACAGCUCGUCCGAGAGCUCCAUGUCCGACUUCUCGGAAGACGAAGCUCAGGAUAUGGAGUUGUAGUAAAAAAAGAAGUUCUUUCCAAAGACACCGCCUGGGAUGGACCGCGGAGUGGUUGUUUUCCUCCUCAAAAAAACCCCAUAGAAGAUCAAACAGUGGAGUUAAAAAUAUGAUAAGGUAGCUCCUUCAGCUCCAGCUUUGGUGUUUUGCAUGGAGUCACCCUGGGAGGGGAGGGGAGACAACAAAAAAAAAAAACCCAACAGACAGAAAAGGAUAAAUGGAGGAUAAAAAAAACCCACCCCCAACCCUCAACCAAACGACGAAAGGAAGGAAAUAGACAACCAAACGAAAGACAAACAAACAGUACAAGUGCAUGGAGCUGUUCCUGAGCUGAAUUCUGGAUUUUGAAGUCCAGUUUUAUAUGUUGGACUCCUGCCUGCCCCCUCCUGAACUCCUAAGGACUUGACAACCACUGGGCUGAUUGUUUGGUUUUUUUUUGGUUCCCUCCUUUUCUUUUGGUUUCUCGCUUUUGGGGAGCUUUGGAGAGGGGGGGGGGAAAAAAAGCCUUCUUCAUGGAUGUGAUUUGCUUUUCUCGGGCUGGAUUAUGGAGAUUGAGGCCUCUUUUUGGGGAGGAAAAGGAAAAAAACCACCAAACCACCACCCCCUCCCCACCUCUUCUCCUCCCUUCCCUUCCCCACCACCGCAACCGCCGCUCUCCGAACAAUGCUUUGGUUGAAGCUGGGAGCGCAACCUCGAAGUUCCAAACCUCUUUGUCCUAGCUUGGAAACUGGCUUCAUGGUUUGGGUUUUGUAUCUUUUGGGUUGGUUUUGUUUGGGGUAUUUUUUUUUUUUGUGUUGGCUUCAAGUAUGGUUCAACACCUCACAGACACCACCUCCUGAAGGUCCUCUUGCCCUGAUGGAUCAACCUUGCUUGAAAGCUUCAGCCCCGUUGAGGAUUGAGACCUUGCUGUUGGCUGUAGUCCACCAAUGUCAUCGGCACGGAGCUGUUGUUGGGUUUCUUUUCCUUUCCUUUGGGUUUGUGGUUCCUUUGGGGGGGUUGUGGGGGUUUUUUUUGGUUGUUUAUUUUCCUUCCCCACUUCUGCACUGGCUUGGUGUAGCCAUCUUGCUUGUGUGUGUGUACAACAGGACUGCAAAAAGUCCUUUGAAAGCGAAAGAAAUGCAAAAGUCUGGAGAGGAAAAGAAAGGAAAAAUAAGAGAUGAAUAAAAACCAAACCAGAAAAAAGCCUAAAGAGCACCAAA
Messenger RNA from Pogoniulus pusillus (Red-fronted tinkerbird), 2201 nucleotides. It is a transcript of the gene UBE2H, whose product is annotated as ubiquitin conjugating enzyme E2 H. Gene Ontology annotation, molecular function: ubiquitin conjugating enzyme activity. The coding region runs from base 454 to 1005 and encodes 183 amino acids. Lineage: Eukaryota; Metazoa; Chordata; Aves; Piciformes; Lybiidae. The record is from RefSeq and is a predicted model, not a curated record. Gene Ontology annotation, cellular component: nucleus. Gene Ontology annotation, biological process: ubiquitin-dependent protein catabolic process; protein polyubiquitination. The transcript has 8 exons.